Molecule: messenger RNA, 1404 nt
Organism: Durusdinium trenchii
Lineage: Eukaryota; Dinophyceae; Suessiales; Symbiodiniaceae
Source: the annotation of a GenBank genome assembly
CGCAAGUAGUGCUGUUCUUUUGGCGGGAGACCUCAGGUUGAGAAUUGACUCGUGGUUCAAUAAUUUAUGUGAGCAGUAUGUCGUAAUACCAAAUGUCUUGCAUCUGAGUACUUCAACACUGGCUGCACACAGAAUAGAUGACCGCGGACCAGCAAAGUGGAGCCAUUCCUUGUUGGCUGCAUUGAAAUCAUUGACCACCCGUGGAACCUUCUCAGCCUCGCUGCCUCGUUUAACCCCGCAGCUUGGGCCCAGCCCGGCGGCCCCGCCCCGUCCGCCCGUGGGCGCCUGCGCCACGUCCCUCGUGGGGGGCCAGUCCAAUGGACUUGGGGCGAGCCGUGAUCGCUGGAGAGGAUGGCGAAGCGCGAAUCUUGGAUGGGCCGCGGGGUCCUCGUGCGAUGGCGGAAAGAAGGAGGCUUCGGUUUCAUCAAGCCUUCCGAUGGCAGCGGUGACCUCUUUUGUCAUGUCAGUCAGCUGAGACAAGUGGAAGGAAGCAUCAAGGAGGGCGACCGAGUCCGCUACACCGUGACCCAGGAUGGCCUGUCUGGGAAACGCAUGGCUGGAAACGUGGUCUUAGACUUCUCCCGUGGUAGCCGCAGCCGCAGCAGGCGACGACGGAGGUCCAGCAGCAGCAGCCGAAGUAGCAGUCGCAGCAAGAAACGGAAGAGCCGCCGAAGCAAGAGCCGUCGAAGGCGGAAAGAUAGGAGUAGCUCUGACAGCUCCAAGAAAGAGAAGGAAGAAGCUGAGGGAAAGGAAGAGAAAAAGGAGAAGGAGAAAGAGAAUGAGAAGGAGAAGCACAAGGAGAAGGAGAAACAUGACGAGAAGGACAAGCAAAAAGAGAAGGACAAGGAAAAGAAAGAGAAGAAAAAGAAAGACAAGGAGAAGGAGGAAAAGGAGGAGAAGAAGAAAGACAAGGAGAAAGAUAAGUCUAAAAAGGACAAAGAGAAGAAGAAGAAGGACGGCUGCAACAGGCAGUUUCUUGUUCUCAAUGAACACAGGUGCUUCAUGGCGUGCAGGAGUGAACUUCAGCGAAGGAGUCGCCUUUGCAACAAGUGCUCUAUUGUGAAUUGUAAAUGAGCUCUGAUUGAACCUGUGGCACCGAUCAACCCGAUACAAAUCAUCGAACAUGUAUGCAGGAGACGAGAAGCCUCACCAAAGGGUGCCGUAUUCAUAGUCACGGCAACCAGUGAAGAAAUAGAAGUACAAACCAAUCGUCAACUGUGCUGGUGCUUGUGAAGUGGUGAGCCCUGGCCAUUUUACAACAAGGAAGAAUGAGGGAAAUGCCAAAGACAUGUAUUGGUUCAAGCGGAUCUGGAAGCCCUGCUAUCCUAGUGAAUAUCAACAAGAGCAGACCACCCGCAGAAUGACCACGUUCGACUCCCCUUGAGUGGUGGCGUGGAAAAGGCA